Nannizzia gypsea CBS 118893 is the source of this 1017-nucleotide messenger RNA. Its product is annotated as 2-ketogluconate reductase. Lineage: Eukaryota; Fungi; Ascomycota; Eurotiomycetes; Onygenales; Arthrodermataceae. The coding region runs from base 1 to 1017 and encodes 338 amino acids. Gene Ontology annotation, molecular function: glyoxylate reductase (NADPH) activity; NAD binding; hydroxypyruvate reductase [NAD(P)H] activity. Gene Ontology annotation, cellular component: cytosol. The transcript is spliced from 5 exons. The record is from RefSeq and is a predicted model, not a curated record.
AUGGCAUCAGCAGGGAAGCCGAAAAUCCUCCUGUUGGGAGAAAUUGACCACGCGCAUGAUGCAUGGCAAAGCCUUUCCAACAUCGGAGAGCUUGUAACGCCCAAAGCAACCAAUCGAGCUGAGUUCCUUCAGGAAUGUCGUGAUGGUAAACUCGAUGGUGUGCGGGUAGCGUAUCGGACUUUUUCGUCUGUCUCGAUCACUGGCCGGAUUGACCAGGAACUCGUGGAAACUUUGCCAAAGUCCAUGGAGUUCCUAGCCCACUGCGGCUCCGGGUAUGAUCAAGUAGAUGUCGCAGCCUGCAGCGCUCGAUCACCACCACUGCGUGUCUCCAACGUGCCUACAGCUGUAGAUGAGUCCACGGCCGACGUGAGCAUGUUUUUAAUUAUCGGAGCCCUUCGCAAUUUCAAUGCCGGUAUGCAGAACCUGCGAGCCGGUAAAUGGAAGGGUUCCCCCGAGCCAAUUGCCCUUGGACACGAUCCGCAGGGGAAAGUACUCGGUAUUCUCGGCAUGGGAGGCAUUGGACGCAAUCUCAAGAAAAAAGCGGAGGCUUUUGGAAUGAACGUCAUUUACCAUAACCGCAACAAACUGAGCGAAGAGCUUGCCGGAGGAGCAAAAUAUGUGUCCUUCGAUGAACUUCUCGCCCAGAGUGAUGUUCUAAGCUUGAAUUUGCCUCUGAACCAAAACACAAAACAUAUCAUCAGUCAUGCUGAAUUUGACAAGAUGAAGAAGGGCAUUAUCAUUGUGAACACUGCUCGCGGGCCAGUUCUCGAUGAAGAAGCUCUUGUUAUGGCACUCGAUAGCGGAAAGGUGACCUCCGCGGGGCUCGAUGUUUUUGAAAACGAGCCAGAAAUCCACCCAGGCCUGCUGAGGAACCCAAAUGUGAUCCUUGUUCCGCAUAUGGGCACCUGGAGUGUUGAAACUCAAACUGGAAUGGAGGAAUGGGCGAUUAACAAUGUUCGACAGGCGGUAGAGACAGGCAAGCUACGAUCCCCCGUACCUGAACAGGCACAGCUUUAG